This is a messenger RNA of Notolabrus celidotus (New Zealand spotty), 4405 nucleotides long. RefSeq names its product integral membrane protein GPR155-like. The record is from RefSeq and is a predicted model, not a curated record. Lineage: Eukaryota; Metazoa; Chordata; Actinopteri; Labriformes; Labridae. Gene Ontology annotation, biological process: intracellular signal transduction; transmembrane transport. The transcript is spliced from 16 exons. The coding region runs from base 369 to 2819 and encodes 816 amino acids. Gene Ontology annotation, cellular component: membrane.
UUGGUGGAGCGUCGUUGACAACAAGGUGCUUAUGAAAGUUGCUGGGUGGGAACUGUAGUAUAACCUAUGUAAAACCAAAUAUGAACAGACUGACGUUACGAGUUUUGAAACACCAGACCAGGAUGAGGCUUUGACGCCUGAACAUUUAUCCUAACCCGGACUUGGGACAUGCUGCGUAGGUCUUGUUUCAGCACUUCCACAGUAAGCCUUAGCCUGCUGGCUAACAGCUACUGAAGCUUCACUGACACAUGGUACAAGAGAGGACACAACUGCGCUCAGAGGCAGAGCAGGAACUAAAACAUGUCAGCACACCAGGCAGCAGCAGCAGCAUGACAGAAGCCCGCUGACACUGGAGAGGGACCAUCGGCAUGAUGGAGGUGCCGGGCAGAACCACCAGCUUUAACUUUUCAUAUGAGGGGGAAGACCUGGACUCCCCUGUCGCUCCAGGCACCAUGUCCAUUGACAAGCUCUUCCCGGCUCUCCUGGAGUGCUUUGGGAUAACACUGUGCGGAUACAUCGCAGGGAGGGCAAACAUCAUCACAUCCACCCAGGCUAAAGGACUGGGAAAUUUUGUGUCCAAGUUUGCCCUCCCAGCACUGCUGUUCAAGAACAUGGUCCUGUUGGACUUUGGCAAUGUCAUCUGGCCAUUCCUGUGGAGCAUCCUCAUAGCCAAAGUGUGUGUGUUUUCCCUUGUGUGUGUCCUCACCCUGAUAGUUGCCAGUCCUGAGAACCGCUUCAGCAAGGCUGGGAUUUUCUCAAUAUUCGCCACCCAAAGCAAUGAUUUUGCUUUGGGGUAUCCCAUAGUUGAGGCCCUGUACCAGAGCACAUACCCGGAGUACCUUCAGUACAUCUACCUGGUCGCACCUGUGUCUCUGAUGCUUUUAAAUCCUAUUGGCUUUGCGUUCUGUGAGAUCCAGAAGUGGAAGAACCAGGGAGACCACCAGCAGAGCAAACUCCUGAUAACGGGACUUGUAUUCAUAAAGGUCCUGAAGAACCCCAUAGUGUUCAUGGUUAUCAUCGGCCUCAUCGCCCACUUUGUUCUGCACCAGACAGUCCCUGCAUUCAUGGCACAAUUUGUGGAUGGUUUGGCUAACUCUUUCGGGGGUGCUGCUCUCUUCUACUUGGGUCUGUCCAUGGUCGGCCAGUUGAGGAAACUAACCCGAUCCACAGUCGUGACACUGAUAUUACUUCUUACAGCUAAACUGUUGCUAAUGCCCCUGAUCUGUAAGGACAUGGUGGAUCUCUUGGACAAUAGCAACACCAGUGCCUUGAACCACUCAAGCCUCUCCAAUUAUGCUUUUCUUUAUGGAGUAUUUCCCACGGCACCAAGUGUAGCCAUCUAUGCUGUGUAUUACAACGCAGAGCUAGAAGUUGUAACUUCUGGGAUGGUGAUCAGCACUUUUCUCUCAGCUCCGAUAAUGUACGUGUCUGCCUGGUUAUUAUCAAUCCCUUGGAUGGAUCCACAGAUCUUGAAGAACUCACUGCAGAACGUCAGCUUUGACAUAAGCAUAGUGAGCUUAGUCGCACUGGUGUGGACGAUUGCUGUCAUGUUUUUAAGCAAGAAAUUUAAAAGGCUACCUCAUAUAUUUGCAGUAAACCUUUUUUUUGCACAGCUCAUUAAUUGCAUUGGGAUGAUCCUGUGGAACUUUGCAGUCAAAGAGGGCAACUUUAUCGGGCAGGUCCUGACUUUCACAUUACUAUGUACCUCACUCUACAGCACCUAUGUGUGGCCAGGUUUGAUAGCUCUCUCUCUUGUGCUCAUGAAGCAGUAUGAGGAUCUGAAAGUUUCACCAGGCAUGUUGGUCCUUGCAGGCUGGAGUGUUCCAGCCUUAGCAACUGCUGUGUUGCUAAUGUCUGGGGAAAGGAUGUCUGACACAAUAGACUCAUCAUUCUUUUAUGGAAAAACACAGAUUAUCUGCACCUCAGUAGUUGCUGGCCUCAGUAUACUGCUGGGAGGGGGCUCUCUUGUGUGUCUCAGUAGAGGAAGCUGGCCCCAAAAUGAACAAAUCCAAGAAGGAAACUCUACAGAGGUUCUUGUGACUGUAGAUGAACCGGAAAACGAGAAUCCGUUUGAGUCUGUCAACUCAGCAGGACAGCUUGACAGAGCCUGCCUCAUAUGUGACUGUGCACCGCCCCAGCCCAUGCCCGACAUGAUCAUCAGCACGAGUAUAAACAACACAGCAACAACACUCACAGGUCCAUGUGAGAACAGCUGUGCUUCCACUGAGUGCCUGCUGGUUCAGGCAGAGGAGCUGCAACAGGUUGCAGAUAGACAAGUGGUCCGUCAUGUGAUUCUGUGUCUGCUCCUGACUGUCAGCUUGCUUGCUAAUGUAGCCAGCUGCUUGUGGCUGCUCUUCAACCGUGUUCCUGGUAGACUUUACUUGGAGCUGCAGUUUUUCUGUGCUGUGACCAACUAUGGUCAGGGUUUUCUCUCCUUUGCUCUGUUUGGUCUGGACAAGCACUUGAUCAUACUGCCAUUUAAAAAGAGGUUCAACAGUCUGUGGAAUAGAAGAAAACGAGCGCAGCCGCAGAGUGACUUAUCUGAGGACGUCAGGAUGACCUGCACCCAGUUCACCAAAUACCACCAAGAGCAGUGUGUUCAUGACAUAGUCAAUACGAGAAGGUGUGGGAAGAGGACUAUGAUGGACUGUUUUCUUGGCUGUGAACUUGUGGAGUGGCUCCAGCAGGUGGGCUUGGCUCAGGACGUAGGUGAGGCGGUACUGUAUGGAACAAAGCUGCAGCAGGGUGGUGUGCUCCAGCAUAUCAAUCAGGAACACGACUUCCAAGACAGCCGCCUUUAUUACCGAUUCUUGACUUAAGUCUCUCAAGAUCAAAGUCCACGUUUGUUUUUACCAAAGAUAAGUGUCUUUUUAAGUUCAGGAAAAUGACUGGAAAUACAACUUUAGUUCAUACAUCAGGGAUGAACUAAACUGACCUUUGAAGAGUACGCGUACUUACUCUGAAAUUGCGCUUGCACUGUUUUGCACUGUUUUGCACUGCUGUGUUAAGGAGCAAAUAACUGCAGUUGUGUUGGACUGUUCUUAAAGGGAAUUAGCAGUGUUUGGACUUUAUUUUAUCUUAUUUUAGCUGCUUUACAUUUUAAAUUUCCUCCACCAAGUUAAUUGUGGAGAUGUGGAUUGGCUGCAUUGCUUCAACAGUCAACACAGGAACAUAAGCGGUCUGGUUAUCAGACAUGUACCUGUGUGGCCAAAUAAAAAUCCUUUAUUUUAGACUACAACUGAGCCUCGUUAUCUGAAAAAGAUGAUCUUUCAAAGACAGAAUGGGAAAUAAGCUCUGAAUUUGCUUGAAUCACUUCCCAGCUUAUAUGUUUGAUACACGUUUUUUAAUUUACACGUCAGAUAGCCUAUCAAUUCAAUUCAAUUCAAUUUGCUUUAUUGGCAUGAACAAAGAGAUGUUGUUGCCAAAGCACAUCCGAUUCAUACACAUACAUAUCUUAUAUUAUCAUAUUAUCUUUCCUUCCUGUGGAACACAGUCGUAGCACAGUGCUAACCCCUGCAAUGUGCAUCAAGCCAGUAGUCAAACAUUAACAUGUAUGAAAGGACUUAUAGCCAUAACAACCUAAGAGCCAUAUUAUUACUAAUUUAAAAUGUUAAAACCAGAGUUUGCUGCUUUUUAAAGACUUAUUUGUAUAUUUUUAAGCAGUCAGUAGAUGUAAUUUGACUCUUGUUUUGAUACUGUGUGAUGUCAUUGUGAGAAAUAAUGCACAAAGAUUUGUCCUUAAAACAUAGGCAAGAAAUCUGUCUCCUUUGAUUGAAUGUACUGUUCUUUGAUGAGGACACUUCAGUGUUAUUACUACUCUAACCAAAAAGAACUGACUAAGAAAAUGUGAUUAUAUGUUUACCAAUAUGUAGACAUCUCAACUCAUGACUGAGUUAUUCGUUUAACUGGUAAUGUAACAUGAAGCAUUGUAGCUUCUGUAAACUGUAGUUAACACGAGUUCACAAUGAAAAGAGUAGCUGACACUCUACACAUGAGGGCAAUAUUAGCAGUAUCCAAAUGCAACAGUUAUAGAAACAGUGUGUUAGCAUGGCCAAAGGGCUGAGUGGCUGAAGAAAUGAGUGUUGGCACUGAGGGAGUGUCAAUGCAUUUUAAUUUAUACAUGUUUAACUUGUCUUUAUAUUAACAUGAUAAGCCUCCUCAGACAAAUGACAUCUGAAUGAACUUUAAGUUGGAAAAUAAAGGGCUGUUUUAAUUCGUUUUUUAAUCUUAGAUAUACAAAAUUCAAGCAAACUGCUUCUUCUUAUUUUAUUUUUUCAGUUCUGUUUAGUUAUUGAACUUUAAUCAUGUUGAGAAAACAGUUCUAGCUGGAGUUGUCUUUUUAUUCUGUCAAAGACAGAAAAUGUGUGAUUUAUUUAAAAAUAAAUGUUAUUGCCAAACCCUUGAA